AGAGUUUGAGACGACGACACGAAAUCGCCGAAAUUUCAAAUUUAACUCGACCGUGGAAACUCACGGGUAAAGUGGACAUUGUUGUGAUUGUUAUUAUGUGAUUAUCAUUUAAUUAUAUUUUUUCGGGUUAUUAGUCUUCACCAGACGAUUCGCUUUUAAAAACAUUUUCGUUUUGUAACACAAAUUUCCGGGGUGAAUGAAAACAAUGGAAGAUGACUCACCGAACUUGUUUGACAGUGAGCCGAUGUCGGUGAAGCUGAAUUUUCCCGAGAGCACAGUCGACGAAGACGACAUCUUGACCGAGAUUUUAGAGGAAAUACGUGAAGAAGACCGCAGACCACCUGUCGAAGAAAACCCCGCCGCGUCGUCGACGGACGGUAUUGGCGACGAACCACUUGUUAACAGUAUCGAGUAUCACACCGACGAUUCGGAUGACGAAGAUGGACUUACAGCUGACGAUCCACCGGCGGAUACCGACCCCGACCAGUCGACUGGAUCCCGGAAAGAGGAUUCCCCGGGCGCCAAGACGAAAGAUGUACACAAGGGAUUGCCGCCCGGCCGAGUGAAGCUGAUCAUGAAAAUGGACCCCGACGUCAAUAUAGUGGCAGGCGAAGCAGUAUUCCUGGUCACUAAGGCGACGGAGCAAUUUGUUGGGAUUUUGGCACAACAAUGUCACAAAGCAAUGAUGGCCAGCAACAAGAAAACUUUGCAAAAGAAGCAUAUCGAAACGGUGAUCGAAGACAAUGUACCGUUUGAGUUCUUAGAAGGUACAUUAGAUUGGUAAAACCAUUUGGAUUAUGCUCACAAUUUUUUUUACCCUUUUUACAUUUUGUAAUAUAAUAAUGUAUUAUACAUUUAAUAUUGAUUUGUUUAGAAUAAUAAAAUGACUAACACUUAACACUGACCAAAUA
Messenger RNA from Myzus persicae (green peach aphid), 911 nucleotides. RefSeq names its product DNA polymerase epsilon subunit 4 (gene PolE4). The record is from RefSeq and is a predicted model, not a curated record. The coding region runs from base 197 to 784 and encodes 195 amino acids. Gene Ontology annotation, cellular component: epsilon DNA polymerase complex; nucleus. The transcript is spliced from 2 exons. NCBI's taxonomy places the organism in Eukaryota, Metazoa, Arthropoda, Insecta, Hemiptera, Aphididae. Gene Ontology annotation, molecular function: protein heterodimerization activity.